CUUGUCCAACCCAACAACAUCCAGCCGAACCUGAUGGGGCCAUCGUACCUGUCCAUACGCGUGUAGUCAGGCGGCUUCCACGACAGACAUCUCCACACGACGUGCGCGACGCCAGCGAGCAGUGAGUGUACCGACGAUGUGUCUUCUAAAGUGGUGGGUCUGGUGUCUCUUGCUGAUCACUGCCGCGCCUUUCGUCGAGGCACGAGCCAGCAGCGCACAGGAUGGCUUGCAAAUAGCUCGACAUCGUCGCCAUCGGUCAGAACACUCGGCACCUCGGACUUCCGAUAAGGACAACGUUGAAGACGAAGAUGACACCACUCCGACGCUUAUGCGCAAACGCAGGCCCAAACGCACGGUCCCGCAUACGACAGCGUUGUCCCCACUUGCCGUUCCUUCCAUUCUCACGCGAACGCAGGAAAAAGUCCUCAAGAAGCGCAUGAAGCGUCAAGUGGAGACCUUGGCGAAAACUCCAACCCAUGGAUUAAAACAUAAAUCCUCCGCCCUCGAGCUCAGCACCUACUCUACACCUGACCAAGUUCGGUACGAUACCGCCGCGACGGAACGCUAUGGCAUUUGUGCCACCACACUGCACCUCACAGCGUGCGUCGAGCGGGUUUCAAGGAACACUGUGAGCUGCAUGACACAGUUCGUACCGGCGACGUCGCCUCCGCAAUGCGACGUUUCAUUCCUCCGCGAGAAGCAGCCGUCCGCUGUCCACAACGACAAGUUUUACGCCGUGGCUGGUCAUGGAAAGAUCCCCCCCGGCAUUGUGAUUCAAGAUAUAUCGGAGACCCUGACAGUGCACAGCCUUCCUCCCACCCACCACUUGGAUUUCUCCAACCUCAAGGCGCUUGUGAUGGAGAAUAUCACGAUUCCAGAGGGCGUCCACACCCUGUACGCCGCCGCAUCGUCAUCUCACCAUGGCAUACAACGGUGUUUGAACGGUGGGCGGUCUAGGCGCCUGGCAAACGCGUCCUUGAAGGGGUACCCGACCAACCACUUCCGAAACGUCACACUGGCGGCAUCCAUGCGGCGCGUGUAUGCCAUUCCCUCACGACGUUCUCAGUGAUAGCAACUGUCUCGACAGGGCCCUUCGACACAACUUGAUGACGUCGUUCGACCCGUCCGACUGGGCCAGGUUCCCCCUCGUGGAUCUAUUCCUCGAAAACAAUCUCCUCCGCUCGUUUGUCAAUGCCACGUUCCCGCCAACGAUCUCGACGUUGUACGACAGAGUGAACUUGCGGAAUAAUGUGUUGGAAUCCUUUUUGAACACGACAUUCCCCGUGGCACUGGCGGUCUUACGACUGGAGGGCAAUAAUUUGGCAACUGUCGAAGCGCUUCCCGUGCGACACCUGACGCAACUCAAACGAUUAGAGCUGCGAUCGAAUCCUCGGAUCACGGCGCUGACCAAAGCCAGUGGCGACGCCUUGCCUGCAAACCUCACGUCGUUAGACUUUACCCUGUGCAACAUUCGCCACAUCGACGCCGACUUUAUGCUGCCGCCAGCGCUGACGACACUCAAACUCCGAAACAACAAACUGUCGUCGAUUUUAAACUUGACGCUGCCGGCGACCCUCCAAACACUCACGCUGGAAGGCAAUGUGCUCACCGACGCGCGAAUCACCCAACGCAACUUUGACAUUUUGGUCAAGUGCACCCGCGUCUCGGCGACGGUGCCCGCGCCAGAGUGCAAGGGGAGCGAAGUCCAACGGAUGACCCCGUUCAAAUUUGAACUGUGCGUUCUUCCUGACACUGCUCAAGUCCUUGCGGCGCCACUUCCCAAAAAAUCGUUCGUGACAAGUAUACUGCCCAUCCUCGGCAGUGCCUUAGGCGGCACUGUCCUUCUCACGGCGAUUUUUGUGUUCCGCUUUCGGCGUCGCGCCAAUUGCAGGCCGAAAGCAAUGAACCAGACGUUGCACGACUGCCCACUUGAGCGCACGGCCGCCGAUGGCAGCACAAGCCCCGAAAAUGACGAGCAUGGAUCGUCUCCGUCGUCAUCUGCCUACUCGGAAGGAGAAGAAAGAGUCGGAAGCGACCGUAGUGGAAAUCUGUGCCCUCGGUUACACCUCCAGCGAUGCUCGGACGCACGUUGUCCAUCCAUUCUGCAAACGAAUCAAUGGACGGCGUGGGCGAUUCCUCCAGAAGCCUUGAACGACAUCCACACACUCGCAGGACGGGUUCGCAUUGCAGUGUGUUCGAACCAACGGGUGGCUCUCGUGUCUUUGCGAGACACCACGUCAAACACCACUCGCGACUUGAAUCGACUCUUCAAAGCUCUGGCAGCCACUCAAGACCAUCCCCAUCCGUCGGUGAUGGCAUGCUAUGGCAUCACGUGGAAGCCAGACGCGAUCGAGUCGCUCGCACUUGUCACAGAGUUCAUGGCUGGCGGUUCGUUGUUUGACGCGAUAGCCGAGGAGUCUAUCGGGGACUCUAUGAAGUUGCCAAUGGCGAAUGCAGUGGCCCAAGCACUUGCACACAUUCACGACAACUGCCACGAAUCCGUAGGCCACCUUUCCGCCAACUGCAUCUUGCUGGAUGGAAGAGGUCGAGCGAAGCUAAACCUUCCUCGAUGCAUGAUGGGCCCCUCCAUCACGAGUACUCAACAAGGGGUUUGGGUCCCUCCCGAAGGCUCUGGCACGUCGAUGGCGGCAGACGUGUAUAGUUUUGGUGUGCUCCUCGCCGUACUCGACCGAGGUGUCAUUCCCGACAACUCUGUUCCAGUCCGCGACUUGUUUGCCCCGACAUGUCUACCUCAUGUGCGCGCACUUGGGUUGGCAUGCAUGGACGUACAACCACAGCGACGACCAACCAUGGCUGUUGUGGUCUCGCAGCUCAACUUGUGGACAACCGACGCGUCAAUGUUGUCCACCUCGGAGUUUGUAUCGACCGUCUCCACCAACCGGACUUUUCACUAGCAUUGCCGCCGAACGCGGCGUUAAUCUCUAUUUAGUUCGCAUCAUCUUCGUC
Molecule: messenger RNA, 2967 nt
Organism: Aphanomyces invadans
Lineage: Eukaryota; Oomycota; Saprolegniomycetes; Saprolegniales; Verrucalvaceae
Product: serine/threonine protein kinase, variant 2
Exons: 8
Coding region: 1041-2915 (624 amino acids)
Biological process (GO): protein phosphorylation
Molecular function (GO): ATP binding; protein kinase activity; protein binding
Source: RefSeq, a predicted model, not a curated record